This is a messenger RNA of Cottoperca gobio, 2549 nucleotides long. RefSeq names its product mycbp associated protein (gene mycbpap). NCBI's taxonomy places the organism in Eukaryota, Metazoa, Chordata, Actinopteri, Perciformes, Bovichtidae. The transcript has 19 exons. The record is from RefSeq and is a predicted model, not a curated record. Bases 54 to 2486 code for a protein of 810 amino acids.
ACUAACGCUACAUAAGUUGUCCGUGACUAUUACUUUUACGCUAGUGAGACGAAAUGAGCCGCGGUGAGUCACCGAAGCAGGAGUUCAGACCUCUAAGUCACGCAGGUGGGGGUAUCCAGGCUCUGGCCAUUCCACCACGGGACCUCAAUAAAAUUCAUAUACCAAAGCCACCAGAUGCUGUGCGAGGGCCAGUGGUUCAUCCAGUGAGUCUGGACGCUGACUCUCAACCUCUGGACUACACAGGAGGAGAAGGGCUUCAGUUUGAUGACCAAGGGAUGAUUCUUCCACACAGCAUUCUGGGUAGUUUAGAGGAUUUCAGAAGUUAUCUGGAGGCCAAAGGGGAGACAGAGUUGGUGAAGCGAGUACCAAAGUCCAGGAGAUAUGCUCCAUCUGAGACCCCAGGGAGGGAUCAUUCUCAGACUGUGGAGGAUGGACGUGGGAUUCCUUCAGCCCACAGUAACAUUCAGAGUAAUGCCCUGCAGCACUGGCAUACACAUAUGGCGCAGCGCAGACGGCAGCAGGACUUCUUACGUGACAUGCUCGACAGGCCAGUCGAAAACUUACUGAUGAACCAAGCUAACCGUUUCAGAGAAACUCAGGAGAAGAGGGAAUAUCUCAACCAAGUCAUGCCUCUCAUCCACUCUGGAUAUGGUUACCGUGUGGGCAGUGAGUUUUGGAGUCUCCCCCAGCGUUAUGGAGAUGAAAUGAGUGGCAUCGCAGCUACUCUGACUCAGACCGAGCAGGGCAGACGGGAGCCCGUCACACACAUAGGACUACCAAGAAUCAUACGCCAGGAAUCAGGUAUGAUUUGUGCUGAGACUCUGCGUCCAGCCUCCCAAACGUGGGACCAGAGCAGAUACCUGCAGCACCAGUGCCAUACGCUCGGAGAGCUUCUCCAGGACAUGGACGUCAAAAAGCCGGAGAUUACCGGGCUGGAGGUUAUUGGCUCCGGCAAGCCGUUCACUUUUGUCACAGUGUGUCACGGUCCCUUACUGGAGAAGGAGGAAGAGGAGACAGAGCACAAGAAGAUGAAGAAGGAGAACCUUGAUCCGCUGGCACAGUAUGAUGAUGUUCGUUCAGAUGCUCUGCACAUUCCUGCCUUGAGGUUCUGUGGUCAGCUUGCUAGCUGGACUGGAAACUCCCCCACUAACAAGGGAGAAAUAGGUAUUAAUGCCACGAUAGUCUUUGAGGCUCUGACUGGAGAAAGAGCGUCUUCCCACCUGGAGCUGCAAAAUGAAGGCAGCACAGCCAUCUUCUACAGCUGGCAGCAGCUUCUCGUGCCACGCAGCUUUCCUAACCUGCGAUCGCGAACAAAGAGUCUGCACUUCUACUUCAACUCCUCCACUGGCGUGAUCUGUCCAGGUGACACCAAGCGGGUAGAGUUCAUAUUUAAGUCAGGGGAGCCAGGCAUCAAAACUGAACUAUGGCAGCUCAACACCCACCCUUUGCUGCUGCGAGGAGCCACCAUGCUGGUCACAUUGAGAGGAGUGGCUCUCUAUCAGGACAAAACCGCAGACCAGAGGCUUUUCUUACAGACAAAGCUGGAAAAGAUAGUGAAGGUAAAACUGUGUCGGUCGAUUGUGUAUGAGGUGCUGCGGGGGGUCUGCACCCCAGAGAGACCCAGCUCUCCUGUAGAACUCUACGUCACUGAAGAGCAAGAGUUUUCACGCCAAAACCCCAAGUUGCAGUACCUUCAUCAACCAGUGGAGGACCUAAAGAAACUGUUUCAAGAAGUGCAUCCAGGACGCAGCUGGGACCUCUCUGUCCAUACACUGCGACAGGUCGUGCUUUCUCUGCCUGAGCAAGAGUCAGUGCAAGAAAAGAGUCUGGCCCAGCUCAACGCUCUGCUUCUGCAGCUUUCUGAACCUUCUUUACUGAAACAGCACCAGCUGACUGCAGCAGCUAUAGGGCAGCAGCUGUGGAUGAAACUCCUUCACAUGAUGGCUGUUGAGGCCGUGUGGCUCAGAAACCUGCUGGGCCUUCCAGAGAAAGUCACAUGGAUCGAUAUAAAGGAGGAAUCCCCAAUCUCUGAUGCUGACAUGGCUGAUAACAAAGAUGAGAAGAGUGAGAAAAAGGGGAAAGCGGCUGCAAAAGAGGAGAAGAAUGGAGCUAAGUCCAGAUUUAAAGAUGACAACAAAAGGGAGUCCAAGUCAGUAACAACUGAAAAAUCAGUGCAGGACAGCAAAAAGAAGGGGAAAAGAAGGGAGGUGGAGGAAGUGGUGAAACGCACUGAGGAAAAGCAAGGGAAGGAAUCGCCCUCGCUGACUGAUACCCCUUCAGAAGCCGUCAGUCAACAACCUCUCGAUGACCAAAAUGUAGAUCCGGAGGCGAUGGACAUUUACACAAGGCUCCUGCACAGAAAGGUGUAUGCUCUGAUGGAAGACCUGGUGGACAACCUGUGUGACCUGAUGGAUGAGCUUAAUGACGGAGAUGAGCCGGACACUAUUAGCACGCAGGCAGACACAGAAGUGUACAACCAAAUGUAAUAGAAACGUGUCACAUACAUAAGGAUUGUUGCGAAAUAAAUAAACCUUUUAUUUUUUAUGGCA